AUGCGUCGUCAAGGUGAGCUUAUGCCCGAUGAAUUGAAGUUCGCCGAGAAUUAUUUAUGCCGUCAAGUACAUAAUGAAGUCUACAAAGCAGAAAUCGAUUUGCUACGAGAUAAAAAAUGCCUGCCGAAAACUCACCAUUUGUUUCAGCUAACACCAAAGCUAGAUGCAUUCGGAGUCCUCCGCAUAAAUGGUCGAAUCGAUGCCGCUUAUUGCCUGCCAGAUUCAGCGCGUCGCCCUUUAUUCAUUCCACGUGACCAUCGUUUAGCUCUACUGACCAUGGAUCAUUUUCACUGGAAAGUUCAUCACCAAAACAGCCACCUUACUAUAAAUGAAAUGCGGCAGCGAUUCUGGAUACCACGAGCUCAUUCUCUGUUCUCUACAGUAAAGAAGAAAUGUCCAGUAUGCAUCCCCCAAAACUCCAAGCCAGCUGUACCGCUUAUGGGUCAACUACCACCUGACCGUUUAACACCACACGUGCGCCCAUUCUCAUACACUGGCGUGGAUUAUUGUGGCCCAUUCUUCGUAACCGUGGGUGGCCGACGAGAAAAAAGAUGGAUAGCAUUAUUUACAUGUUUGAAGACUAGAGCCAUUUAUCUUGAGGUAGCCGUAGACUUGUCCGCAGAUGCGUUUAUAAUUUGUUUAAGAAACUUCCUCAAUCGUCGCGGUGCUCCCGUUCGCAUCAGAAGUGAUAAUGGCACUAAUUUUAUCGGAGCUCAACGAGAAAUGAAAGGAGACCAACGAAUUUUCGACUUCGAUCAAAUUCAAAGAGAAGUUUCUAAAGAUGACUUCGAGUGGAAUUUCAAUUGUCCAGCUAAUCCAUCCGCAGGCGGAUGUUGGGAACGCCUGGUACAAUGUGUAAAACGAAUAUUACAUCGAGUCUUAAAAGAUGAAGCGGCACGCAUGGAAACUUUCCACAGAGUUUUGAUAGAGGCUGAAAACAUCAUCAAUAGUCGCCCUUUAACUGAUAUACCUCUAUUGUCCGACAGCGAAGAACCGUUGACACCCAACCACUUUUUGUUGGGGUGCGUAAAGUCAACUCAAACACCAGGUGAUGGCGAAUCGAAUAUUUGUUUGCGGAAGCAGUGGAGAAUCAGCCAAAAUCUAAAAGAUCGUUUUUGGAAACGGUGGAUAGACGAAUAUUUGCCACAAUUGUUAGUGCGUCCAAAAUGGAAAGAGGACGUGAAUCCCUUAAAGCCAGAUCAACUGGUCAUUGUGUGUGACUCGAAUUUGCCGCGAAGCUAA
Molecule: messenger RNA, 1242 nt
Organism: Rhagoletis pomonella (apple maggot)
Lineage: Eukaryota; Metazoa; Arthropoda; Insecta; Diptera; Tephritidae
Exons: 1
Coding region: 1-1242 (413 amino acids)
Biological process (GO): DNA integration
Molecular function (GO): nucleic acid binding
Source: RefSeq, a predicted model, not a curated record